UGCAGGUAGUCCGCCAUCGCUGCGUGAACUAUCGGAUGUGGCGUUUGGCUGUCAACAUUAAACUUACGGUGCCCGGGACGCGGAGCUACGAGGUCGAGUGAAAGCUCGUCGGGCGCUCCGUUAAAACCAGCAGGCACCCCUACCCCCCUAUCCAACCCCCUUCCCUCUGUCCUCUCCCCCGAAAAAAACACCACUUUCAUGUGAAUACCGAGCCCACCGGACGAGGCAACCAUGUCCAAUCUCAGCAAAAGCGGCACCAAGAAGGACACCAAAAUGAGGAUAAGGGCCUUUCCUAUGACCAUGGACGAGAAGUAUGUCAACAACAUUUGGGACCUUCUGAAGAAUGCCAUCCAGGAGAUUCAGCGGAAGAACAACAGCGGCCUGAGCUUCGAGGAACUGUACAGGAACGCCUACACAAUGGUCCUUCACAAACACGGAGAGAAGCUGUACACGGGCCUGCGGGAGGUCGUCACCGAACACCUUAUCAACAAAGUACGAGAAGAUGUCCUCAACUCCCUAAACAAUAACUUCCUUCAGACCCUAAAUCAGGCCUGGAAUGACCAUCAAACAGCCAUGGUGAUGAUCAGAGACAUCCUGAUGUACAUGGAUCGGGUGUACGUACAGCAGAACAAUGUGGAGAAUGUCUACAACCUGGGUCUCAUCAUCUUCAGGGAUCAAGUGGUUCGUUACGGCUGCAUCAGAGACCACCUCCGACAGACCCUGCUGGACAUGAUCGCCCGAGAGAGGAAAGGGGAGGUGGUGGACAGGGGGGCCAUAAGAAACGCCUGCCAGAUGUUGAUGAUCCUCGGCCUCGAAGGGAGAUCUGUUUAUGAAGAAGAUUUUGAGGCACCAUUCUUAGAAAUGUCUGCAGAAUUCUUCCAGAUGGAAAGCCAAAAGUUCCUUGCAGAAAACAGUGCUAGUGUGUACAUAAAGAAGGUCGAAGCCAGAAUCAACGAGGAGAUUGAGCGGGUGAUGCACUGCCUGGAUAAAUCUACAGAAGAGCCAAUCGUGAAGGUGGUGGAACGUGAGCUCAUCUCCAAGCACAUGAAGACCAUCGUAGAGAUGGAGAACUCUGGACUGGUCCACAUGCUCAAAAACGGCAAGACAGACGAUUUGGCGUGCAUGUACAAGCUGUUCACCAGGGUUCCCAAUGGGCUGAAGACCAUGUGUGAGUGCAUGAGCUCGUACCUGCGGGAGCAAGGAAAGGCCCUGGUGUCAGAGGAGGGAGAGGGAAAGAACCCCGUGGACUACAUCCAGGGUUUGCUGGACCUGAAAUCCCGUUUUGACCGUUUCCUCCAGGAGUCCUUCAAUAAUGACCGGCUCUUCAAGCAAACCAUUGCAGGCGACUUUGAGUACUUCCUUAACCUCAACUCUCGUUCACCGGAGUACCUCUCACUCUUCAUCGAUGACAAACUGAAGAAGGGAGUAAAAGGGUUGACCGAGCAGGAGGUGGAGUCCAUACUGGACAAGGCCAUGGUGCUGUUCCGCUUCAUGCAGGAGAAGGACGUGUUCGAGAGGUACUACAAGCAGCACCUUGCAAGGAGGCUGCUCACCAACAAGAGUGUCUCUGAUGACUCUGAGAAGAACAUGAUCUCAAAGCUUAAGACGGAGUGCGGCUGUCAGUUCACCUCAAAACUGGAGGGCAUGUUCCGGGAUAUGAGCAUCUCAAACACCACCAUGGAUGAGUUUAGACAACAUCUACAGACAACUGGGGUGUCUCUUGGAGGGGUCGACCUCACUGUGAGAGUCCUGACCACGGGCUAUUGGCCAACACAAUCAGCAACACCAAAGUGCAACAUCCCGCCUUCACCGCGACAUGCAUUUGAAGUCUUCAGAAGGUUUUAUCUUGGUAAGCACAGCGGAAGACAACUCACACUACAGCACCAUAUGGGCUCUGCAGAUCUAAACGCCACCUUCUACGGUCCCAUCAAAAAGGAGGACGGGUCAGAGGUUGUAGUGGGAGGAGCCCAGGUAACCGGCUCCAACACCAGGAAGCACAUCCUGCAGGUUUCCACUUUUCAGAUGACCAUCCUCAUGCUUUUCAACAACAGAGACAAAUCCAUCUUUGAGGAGAUCCAGCAGGAGACAGACAUCCCAGAGAGGGAGCUGGUGCGAGCGCUGCAGUCUCUGGCUUGUGGGAAGCCCACUCAGAGAGUUCUCACCAAGGAGCCCAAGUCCAAGGAGAUCGAGAAUGGCCACGUGUUUACAGUCAAUGACCAGUUUACCUCCAAACUUCACCGCGUCAAGAUCCAGACAGUGGCUGCUAAACAAGGGGAGUCGGACCCAGAGAGGAAGGAGACGCGGCAGAAAGUGGACGACGACAGGAAGCACGAAAUCGAAGCUGCCAUCGUUCGCAUCAUGAAGUCCAGAAAGAAGAUGCAACACAAUGUUCUAGUAGCAGAGGUGACGCAGCAGCUGCGUGCACGAUUCCUCCCGAGUCCCGUAGUCAUCAAGAAGCGCAUUGAAGGACUCAUUGAGAGGGAAUAUUUGGCAAGAACGCCCGAGGACCGCAAAGUGUACACUUAUGUAGCAUAAAACACUUGAAUUCAAGGAAAGCUAACGUCGAGUUGUGAGAAACGGAGAGCCUGGUCUUUUUUGUGGACUGCUAUGCGUUUGAAUGAACUUGGAAGUGCUUUCAUCAAUGAUUCUGGGAAACACUGGGAAGCUUUACUUUUCUUCCAUAAAAAUGUGUAAAGAGAAGAAAACGUGCAUAAGACGGGGAAAUUCUCUAGGUAUAUUAGAUGUCUUCCGCGGAGAAAUGAAGGGAGGGGAUCUAGUUUUGUACAAAAUCACGUUUCUUGUGGCCUUUGGAGAGAAUUGGGCGAGCCGGUUUGCCAAUUAACCACGUGCUGUUGAGAACGAGCUGAAACGUGUUGGAGCAAACCUGCAGCUACGUGGAGGCCAAGAAAACAUUUGAAUUCACUCCCCUGUUUUAAAUGUCUAUGUCAAUGUGUUUUUUGUGGCACAUUGAUGGCUGUACAUGUUAACAGACACUCUUGGCCUUUUCCUCCUAGAGGAUUUUAAAUUGAAAGAGGAGGACAGUGCUCACUGCUGCAGACCUGGUUUACAACAACGACUACUGGAGAAAACAUGAGUGCUUGAUUUGUUAAAAAUGUCUUUUUUUUAGGUUGUUUUACUGUCUUAUAGAAGUUAAGUGCACCUAUAUUUAAUGCCAUUUUCAAUAUUUGGGCGAGGUCUGUACGGGUGGUUAGAGAGAUCGCGUGCUUCGAUCUGAUGGAUCAAUCAGGGGAAUAAGACAUGAAAUCUCCGGAAACGCCGUUUGGUCUCAUGACACAUAUUUCACUUCAGGCCUGCUGUAUGAUUGGCCAAAAAAUAAAACCGCCUCUUUUGAAUGAAUUUGAAUGAUUGAAGUUGGAAGCUUUCAAAGACGUUUUGGGGAUUUAAAGAGUGAUGGAGCCAGUCCAGCACCAUGUUCUAAUGUGUACAAAUUGUAAGAUAAUUAUUGUACUCACUGCAAAGGUGGAAUGUACAGGGCCUUGUUUUCAUCAUAGUAAAUGUAGAAUAAAAAAAUGAAGGGGU
Messenger RNA from Gasterosteus aculeatus aculeatus (three-spined stickleback), 3540 nucleotides. It is a transcript of the gene cul3b, whose product is annotated as cullin 3b. Gene Ontology annotation, molecular function: ubiquitin protein ligase binding. Lineage: Eukaryota; Metazoa; Chordata; Actinopteri; Perciformes; Gasterosteidae. Gene Ontology annotation, cellular component: cullin-RING ubiquitin ligase complex. Gene Ontology annotation, biological process: ubiquitin-dependent protein catabolic process. The record is from RefSeq and is a predicted model, not a curated record.